Trichoderma harzianum CBS 226.95 is the source of this 300-nucleotide messenger RNA. RefSeq lists its product as hypothetical. NCBI's taxonomy places the organism in Eukaryota, Fungi, Ascomycota, Sordariomycetes, Hypocreales, Hypocreaceae. The record is from RefSeq and is a predicted model, not a curated record. Bases 1 to 300 code for a protein of 99 amino acids. The transcript has a single exon.
AUGGCGCCACUGAUAAUUUUUUUUUUCAGCCAUGCCGUUGUUGUUCAUAAUUGCGGCUUGAGGAGCGCCGAGUCAUGGUCGCGUUCCAUACUCACGACUCAAGGGGCGCAAAAUAUGCAACCCGAUAUCAUAGCAGUGGGUGCCCGUCUGGCCCUGGAAGCUUCGGAAAGCUGCAGCCACGGCUUCCGCUCUGCAUGUUCGGUAAAUUGGCUUGGAAAGGUGUUUGAGAAUCGACGUCGAGGUACAGAUACUGUGGGAAAUCGCGGUAUCCAGCAGAAAUUUGUAGGACAGUGGCGUUAA